Messenger RNA from Haemonchus placei, 1149 nucleotides. The record is from the annotation of a GenBank genome assembly. Lineage: Eukaryota; Metazoa; Nematoda; Chromadorea; Rhabditida; Trichostrongylidae.
UUGACGAAAGAGGGAAUUCUGUCUUUCAGGUAUAAUGGCAGUCAAGACAGCAAAGCGUCUGUGCCAUUAAAACGGCAUCGCACCAAAAUGGCGUUAAUGCGAAGGAAAGUUGGGAACGGCAUCAAAAAGGGUUCUGUAUCGCAAGUGAAUGUCGCUGCAAAGGAUGCUGUGUUGGAUAGGAAUCGCCACGUGGUCUCGUAUUCAUAUAGUAAAAACCAGACGGUGCUCGUUGAGUAUGUGGCGGACCCAUUCAAGGAUAUGUUUCAAAUUGGACGUUCUUCAGAAGAACAAAUUGAUUUCACCAUUGUAGACACUUGGCUCGCGUCCGGUGGUUCCGGCCCAGCGAGAGCUCGAGUAGGAAGCGAUCCGCACAAGAUGAUAUCGUCAACGAUAAGUCGGUAUGCCUGUCGAAUAAUCAUUGAUCGGGAGAACUACGACAAGGCGUUCCUUUAUGCAGCCGGAUUCGAUUCGGUGAAAAACAUUUUCCUCGGGGAAAAGGCUACGAAAUGGAUGAAAAAGAAUGGAGAGAUGGACGGGUUGACAACAAAUGGUAUAUUGAUUUUGCAUCCCAAUAGGAACACAGAGGAUGUGCCUCCGAUGUAUGUCUGGCGUGAGGUUUCCGUUGAUGGUGAUAUUUAUACACUACGCGAGACUCGUAGCAGUAAUGCGAGAGGCGUAUUGGUCCCGGAAGAGACGAAUAUGUUGCAGGACGGGUCUCUAAUUGAUCUUUGUGGUGCUACUCUUUUGUGGAGAACUGCAGAUGGCCUGAGAAAGUCACCUACUGCUCAAGAAUUAGAAAUGGCCUUGGACCGGCUAAAUGCAGGAAAGCCCCAAUGCCCUGUGAAUCUUAACACAUUAAUAAUUCCAAAGAAGAAAAGUACGAAGGGAGGUGGUAGUCGGCAGCCUUAUGUUUACUUACGAUGCGGUCACGUGCAAGGUAAGCAUGAGUGGGGUCAUCAUUCGACAUCGAACGGGCAGCAGUCUUACAAAUGCCCUAUAUGUUUGGCUGAGAGCGAACGGGUAAUCCAGUUGACAAUGGGAAUGGAAUCGUCAUUCCAUCUAGACUCUGGCAAUCUCGAUCACGCAUUUAAUCCUUGUGGGCAUGUCGCAAGUCUUAAUACUGUCAGGUGCGCUUCUUUUGAUCUGUAG